Drosophila erecta is the source of this 789-nucleotide messenger RNA. Its product is annotated as small integral membrane protein 14. The coding region runs from base 186 to 518 and encodes 110 amino acids. The transcript is spliced from 4 exons. Gene Ontology annotation, cellular component: endoplasmic reticulum. Lineage: Eukaryota; Metazoa; Arthropoda; Insecta; Diptera; Drosophilidae. The record is from RefSeq and is a predicted model, not a curated record.
AGUUCUGGUCGUUGUCCAGCACUGCCAUAUGUGCAAUUUUUAUUCCCAUUCCAGUUGGUAAGAAAAGUGUAAUUGUUACGCUGCGGCAGUGAAAUUUUACUAUUAUUCGAUUCCCAUCCCAAGUCACUGCACAUUGGAGUGCUAGAUAUCGCAAGCGCAACUCAGACCAAGGCUAAUCCGAAACCAUGUCCGACGACUUCGAUGGCUGCGAGUGCGUCUGGUCGCAGGAGAAUGCGAUGCAGCGGCUUAUCAACUUCAUACGACAGAACCAGAAUGCCUGCACGGACACCGAGUGUUUGGAUGUCGCCGGACGCACUUCGCAGCAGGCGCAGGUCGCCGGACGAAGCGAUGACAGCGGCUUCUCCGUCGCCAUGAUCUUCCUGAUCGUGGCCAUGUUCAUGUACAUAGUGAACCCGAGUACCUGGGGCAACUUUACCAGCAACAAGCAAGCUGGCGGCCGACGCGACAAUAACCAGGACGGCUCUCCGCCGCAGCCUCCUCCGCCGGCCAUCAACUAGGUGACUCCGAGGACCCUUGCUUCUACGAAACCUGAGCAUCCACAACACAAUUUGCAAACAGCAUUUCCUUGUUUUGUUAUUUCUCCCGCUAUUGGGAAAGAAUCCACGGAUAGAACCAGAUCAACCGACUUGGUGCCAUCCAUUCGCACGUUUACACAGAUUAGGCAAAUUAUACAUCCCUUACAUUGUACAAAACACUUAACCGCGCACUCUGAAACACACCGGCUUAUCAACUAACAUAUUUGGACACUUUUUAAAAGACUUUGGAAAC